Messenger RNA from Moneuplotes crassus, 797 nucleotides. The record is from the annotation of a GenBank genome assembly. NCBI's taxonomy places the organism in Eukaryota, Ciliophora, Spirotrichea, Euplotida, Euplotidae.
UUUAUUAGGUGGUGAGGGAGAAUUAUUCAGGAGUUUGAAGUUACAGGAUGGAACAGACAAAAGAAGAAUUAGAAAUAGUAAUAAAGAAGAAGGAAGAUGAAAUACUUGGUAGAGCAUAUGAUUCACUUUAUUUGGUUUAUGAAAAAGUAAGACUAACUUGCAAAGGAUUGGUGAGCCUCUUUUUUUAUUGCCAAACUCCAACACAUUUUUCUUGCCAAUUUUGAAAAAUAGUAACCCCAUCCGUAUUUUCCACUAUUAAUAAACAAUCAUGAUCAAAUAGAACAAUACGAAUGAAAUUUGUAGAAAUAGUGGAAAAAUCUGCUGUCAAAGAAAUAAAUGAAACUUGUAUUUAUCCCUGAUGAAAUGCAGAUCAAAAGCAUAGUGCCUUUAUCAGAAGAUCGAUCAAUCUUAUUCCUAAAACAAUUGAGAAAUUUACAAUAGUAAAUUGAUCGAUCACAAAGAACCAGUUCCGGAAAAUCAUCCAAGUUGGAAGGCAUAUCAAAGAAAUAAAGUUCAUCUAUUGUAGAACUAAUCUCAAAGGCUUACAACUAAGCAAAUCUAUUCACUACUCUACUCAAGCGAUAGCUUUAACCUCAGGUAGUCCAUUCAAAAGACUCCAAAUAAAGGAUAAUAGAAAAAUGGUUGGGCGCUUUCUCAAAGCUGCCUCAUGAACUGACUUAAAGUCAUCACUGAAAUUACUAGAGAUCGGAGAAUGUGUCAACUUCACAGAUGUAAAUUUCUAUGGCAAAGAAUUAGGUUUUAAACAAUUAAAAAGUGUAGAAUGUAAUCUUAAUUAA